Molecule: messenger RNA, 776 nt
Organism: Prorocentrum cordatum
Lineage: Eukaryota; Dinophyceae; Prorocentrales; Prorocentraceae
Source: the annotation of a GenBank genome assembly
GACGGUUACGGCCGAGUACAAGAGCCUCUUGCAGGAGUCGCUGGAUGCAGUGUGCGCAGCUCCCCAUAUUGGCGGGGCAAUCGACCUGGAUCUUAACGACGACACAGAUGUCCCGCUGGUCACGAGGUGGCACUAUUGGCACGAGCGAGCGGAGGCAGCACUCAACAUCGCAGUUGAGAAAAAGAUGGUGGCACUCAGGCAGGGAACGUCAGCGAUGGCUGAAGUCUCUCCACGGCACUUCAUGGAUAUUGCCAGAGCCGCCUUCGAGGGUAUUGUCAACAUGAAAGCAGAAGGUAUUCCUUGUUAUGCAGAUUGCCUCCAGUGGCUGACGGCAGCCAUACAAGCGGAGAAUAUUAAGUUGCAACGUGAAGCCCAGAGAUCUUGGAAAGAAAAGUUUGCAGCGUGGUCCACAGAGGUGUACAAAGUGGCCACGCCUAUGUUCAAGCAAGCACCCCCAGCAUCAUCGUGCCACGUCUCGCAGUUCGCCGAGGAGUGGGAAGCACAGUGGAAGCCAGGGAAUGUUGACAAACAAGCGCACCUUCGAGCAUGGCAACAUCGCGCUGAUCAAGUUGAGUUUCCCAAGUCGACUUUACAUGAGAUGUGGCUGCCAACGAAGGAACAGUUUGACGAAGCGCUGAGAAGCUCCAAGGGCUGUGCUGGAUUGGAUGGGUGGUCCUUCAGAGAGAUUCGUAUCCUGGCGGACCUGUACCCAGAGAUCAUUGCAGAGCUCUACACGUUGUGGUGUGAUACUUCCAGGUAUUGCAUUGAACAUGAAG